Molecule: messenger RNA, 2226 nt
Organism: Python bivittatus (Burmese python)
Lineage: Eukaryota; Metazoa; Chordata; Lepidosauria; Squamata; Pythonidae
Gene: PLEKHG7
Product: pleckstrin homology and RhoGEF domain containing G7
Biological process (GO): Rho protein signal transduction
Molecular function (GO): guanyl-nucleotide exchange factor activity
Source: RefSeq, a predicted model, not a curated record
AUGGACAGUGGAUCUUCUCUGGACAUGGAUGAAAUAACUAAUACGAAUGAACAGUGCCAUAUACUUAAGGAGACUGAACUUUGGAAAGAAAAUGUGGAUUUAAUAGAAAAGAGUGACUUGGGAAAUACUGUGUCCUCUUCUUGUGAAAUGUCAGCCCCAACCAACACAGGCUUAACAUUGGGCCCUGAUAGCCUCACCAGGAGGCGGGGCUUGAUUGGUAGGUUACAUCUACUGAAUGUUCCAACAGUGGAGCACAAUGGUGCUGACAACCCCCCAUAUCUGUUCGAUAGGCAUGCUCCAGGAAGGAUUUCUACUUCUCCAACAUUGAGGAGACUAAGAAAGAAUACAUCAUCAGUUUCUCAAAUAUCUCCACUCCAGGAUGGUACUGAGAACACAAGAACAGGCAACCAGGUGCCACAAGUAGAUAUUUUUCUUUCUAUUCAUCCAAAACGUCCUUCAUACCCUCAGCCCUGUUCUCCCCCAUCAUCCUCUGGCAUUUACUCAAAUUCAGUGACACAAAUAGAACACUCUAUAGCAGUUAACCCCACAGUGAAUCUUCUGGAUCAUAAAGAUGAUUUCAGUGAUACUCAAACAGCACAGAACAGUAGAGAGAACAGCCCUUCUCUAAUAUAUGAAGGAAAGGAUAUCCAGGCCUUGGAUUUACAUACAUCUAGUAGGUCAGCUGUCCGCAGGCAUAGCUCAGUGGUGGUGAGUUUGCCUGGACUUGAGAUGUUCCCAGGAGAUCUGUUGAUAUCAGACAGUGCAGCCCGAUUCCUGUACCAGUCAGCAUCACUGCAAAACUCAGUACAAUCCAAAAGGCCAUGGUGGCCAUUUACUAAAAAAGGAAUUAAUAAAGACAAACAAAAACAAAUGGCUGAGCUGGAAUACUGUCUUUCAACUCUAACCAUUAAAAUGUCAGAGUGUGGUGGCUUCAGAUUACACAAUGUUAAGGAUAAAACAUGGCAUGAAAUGUUGAAGAUGCAUCAACUUGAACCACAAACUGAUAGUGAUCAGUUAGACACAAAGAAGAAAGAAGCUGUGUGGGAGCUAUUCACAACAGAAUGCAGCUACUUUCUUGACCAUCUAUUGGUUCUCAAAAUGAUCUUUAUGGAUACAUUAAAGUACCUGCAGAGCAAGGAACUGCUCCCAGAUGUGGACCCUCGACUACUGUUCGCAAACUUGGAAGAAUUAAAUCAGGUGACUCUAAGUUUUGUAACUAGUUUAUUUAACACCAUAGAGGAUCAUCUUCUCAAGCGAACACCCCCCCUUGAUUUCAUCAGUGUACUCACAAAGUAUUUCCAAGGCAACCUGUGUCGGAGCCACCAGAUAUACUGUCUGACUUACUCUUCUGCCAUUUUUUACUUGGAAAAACUGAAGAAAAGAGAGGACUUUGGGACCUAUUUGAAAUGGUGUGAGCGGAAGAAAGAGUGUAAGCGACUCCGUUUAUCUGAAAUGUUAGUUGCACCUUUACACAAAUUGACCCGUUAUCCCCUCCUGUUAAAGAACAUCUGGAAAAAUACAGAGGCAGCAGAGAAAGUUAUCAUUGGUUCACUUAAGGAAAAGGUGGAAACAUCAAUACGGGAUUUGGAAGGUAAAGUGAAAUGGCUGGACAAUUUUCAGAAAUUUAAACAGCUUCAGGAAAUUAUAAUUUGGCCUUCACUUUGGGAUCAAGACAAAAGAUUUUUUGUUCCUGAGUGUCUCAAGUACAUGCUAAGAAAUAACCCAUGUGAAAACAUCUUGUCUCCUACAAAGAGAUCACUUCUUCUUGAAGGGCGAUUAAUACUUGCAGAAUCUAUGAGAUUUACUGACGUCUAUCUGUUCCUGUUUGAUGAUUUGCUAUUGAUUACAAAACCUAACCGAUAUAAAAAGAAAUCUGACCUGAGUUUAACACCUGUCUGUUCUUUCUUCACUCUGGAGUUGCAAUCUUUGCUUGAAGAAGGUGGUAACUGCACAGUACUUGACCAGCCUAUUCCAUUAGAUAGAAUGAUGGUAAAAAAUAUUGAUUCAUUCCAUAUAGCAGCUUUGGGACUACGAAAUGCUUUUCUAAUACAGCAUGAAAAUAGAUAUCAACAGUGCAUAGGAGCCUACUUACUUCAAGCACAGACAGAGGUAGACAAGAAAACAUGGAUGUCCCAGAUGGAAACAACAAUCACCAACUAUGCAAGAAGAAAUAAUCCUUCAAAAACUUCAUUUUUCAAUACACUUGCUGAAUCAUCUGAAAUUUAG